This is a messenger RNA of Anguilla anguilla (European eel), 2523 nucleotides long. It is a transcript of the gene slc2a2, whose product is annotated as solute carrier family 2 member 2. Gene Ontology annotation, cellular component: brush border; membrane. The coding region runs from base 217 to 1725 and encodes 502 amino acids. The transcript is spliced from 12 exons. The record is from RefSeq and is a predicted model, not a curated record. Gene Ontology annotation, biological process: monosaccharide transmembrane transport. Gene Ontology annotation, molecular function: hexose transmembrane transporter activity. Lineage: Eukaryota; Metazoa; Chordata; Actinopteri; Anguilliformes; Anguillidae.
AUUAUUAACUCUAUAAGAAAUCCAUGCCCCCUGUACACCUUCACUGACUGCAUUUGUCAGCUUUUAAAAACUUUUUACCCAGGACUUUUGGACGGCGGGGUGUGGGAGGAAUGCUGAUUUGGUUCAAAUCAAUUCAUUCACUGUGAAUGUUCGUUCAGUAAGAACCUUGGAACUGCUAUUAGCACGACAGGUGGAUUUAAGCUCCUAGCCACAGAAAUGGAUUCUGGAAAGAAGCUUUCCGGAACCCUAGCAUUGGCGGUGUUCACCGCUACGCUUGGGUCCUUGCAGUAUGGAUAUGGCCUUGGCGUCAUCAACGCGCCCCAGAAGGUCAUAGAGAAGCAUUAUGGGCGCUCACUUGGUGUCCUACCACAGAACUUCACUCGCUCCCUCAAUAGCACUGAAGAUGAGGAGCCCCAUCCUUUAGUUGUCAUGUAUUGGUCCCUCUCCGUGGCAAUCUUUUCCAUUGGGGGCGUGUGCUCUUCCUUCCUGGUGGGUUUUGUGGGAGACCUACGGGGCAGGGUAAAAGGGAUGCUGAUGGUGAAUGUCCUGGCCAUUGCCGGAGGCCUGCUCAUGGGCCUGUCCAUACUGGGAAAGCCUCACCUCAUGGUGAUCUCAGGCCGCGCCGUGAUGGGACUUUACUGCGGCCUGUCCUCUGGGCUGGUGCCCUUGUACAUUGGGGAGAUCGCGCCCGUGGAGUAUCGAGGCGCACUGGGAACGCUCCACCAGCUGGCCAUCGUCACGGGCAUCCUUAUCAGUCAGGUCAUCGGGCUGGACUUCCUGUUGGGCAAUGACGCAAUGUGGCCGCUGCUGCUGGGCCUGUCCGGGGCGCCGGCUGUUCUCCAGAGCCUCCUGCUGCCCCUGUGCCCCGAGAGCCCCCGCUACCUCUACAUCAAGCUGGGCAAAGAGGAGGAAGCCCGCAAGAGCCUGAAGAGGUUAAAGGGGGAGUAUGACCCUUCCGAAGACAUCGCAGGGAUGAAGAAAGAGAAGGACCAGGUCAUGAGGGAGGAGCAGGUGUCCAUUUUGAAGCUGGUGCGCUCCUCUCAGUACCGCCAGCAGCUGCUUGUGGCCCUGAUGAUGCACCUGUCCCAGCAGUUCUCUGGGAUCAAUGCUAUAUUUUAUUACUCUACCGCCAUCUUCCACAAGGCGGGCAUCACCCAGCCCGUGUACGCAACCAUCGGGGUGGGCGUCAUAAACACCAUUUUCACCAUGGUUUCGGUGGUGCUGGUUGACCGUGCGGGCAGACGGACAUUGACUCUGAUUGGAUAUGGGGGGAUGUGCUGCUGUGCAGUCACCAUGUCUGUUGGCCUGGUCUUCCUGUCGACCUUCGCCUGGAUGAGCUACGUGAGCAUGACGGCCAUCUUCCUGUUCGUCUGCUUCUUCGAGAUUGGCCCGGGGCCUAUCCCGUGGUUCAUCGUGGCAGAGCUCUUCAGCCAGGGCCCCCGUCCGGCUGCCAUGGCCCUGGCCGGCUUCUGCAACUGGAGCUGCAACUUCGUCAUCGGGAUGUCCUUCCCGUACAUCGAGGCUCUGUGUGGAAGCUAUGUCUUCCUUAUCUUCGGCGCGAUCCUAUUCGGUUCCACUGUCUUCACGUACUUCCGCGUCCCGGAGACAAAGGGAAAGACUUUCGAGGAGAUCGCGGCUGAGUUCCACCACCGGCACCACCAUCCACCUCCCGACUCCAGUGCCGCCACAGAGCUGGAGCUGCUCAAGUCCUCCACAGAGGCUUGAGGACUGUUACAACCAUGAGGCAGCGCUGCUUUUCACAGCUAUGUCUGUUACGACCUUAUCAGUGUUCAUUUUAAUAACCCUUAUAUUUUCGGAAUCUUUUCAUAAAUUAUCAAAGUUUCGACGAAGGAUAGUUAGUGACCGCAUCUUUUGAAUUAUUUGAAGUUGCAUUUUACAAAAUGAUUUCAUAAUUACAGUAUUAUUCUGUAUCCAGCACUGCAAGCAGUGGAGUUUAGUUGUCCAGCACAAUAACCGCACAGCUGUGCUUUGGAUGAUGCACUUGCUGGGUGUGCCUGUCCAAGUCGACAGAGGAACUUGUAGCAAUGGGUCGGGCCUUCAAUUGCCAUUGGACAUUCCAAAUUUGAGAAAGGAUUAAAGAUUGGGGGUAACGAUAGUUUAAAAAAUAUAUUUAAAUGCAUAUUUUAGAUGUUGUGUCAAAAGGAAUUGAUGUCAUGUACAUGUUAGGGUAAUGUGCAGUUACACUAACCUGGAUGACAUUUUUUUUCCUUUCUUUUUCUCUUUUUUUUGCUUUUUUGCUGAGGAAUAUAACCUAGUAUGCUGUCCAUAAACCUUUUCUGUUAUCAGAAUGAUAUUAACAUAUGCUUAUUUCACAGGUUUUUUUCUGUAGCACAUGUGGGCUUUACCUAGGAAUUAAUUCAAAGCCAAUUUAAUGAGCACUGUCCUUCUCUCCCAACGAUCAGCUACAAUGCCCUCCAUAAUGUUUGGGACAAAGACAUUAUUUUCUGGAUUUAGCUCUGUACUCCACUAUUUUAUAUUUGUAAUCAAACUACAUUGUUAAAA